Molecule: messenger RNA, 5464 nt
Organism: Marmota flaviventris (yellow-bellied marmot)
Lineage: Eukaryota; Metazoa; Chordata; Mammalia; Rodentia; Sciuridae
Source: RefSeq, a predicted model, not a curated record
GCAGGGACUCUGCCUUCUCCAGGGACUUGCGUUUCUCUUCCUUACUGUCAUAGCGGAUGCUCAAGACUCCACAGCUCCGCCUGGUGGAUGGUGGCAGUCGCUGUGCAGGCAGAGUGGAAAUUCUUCACCAGCAUUCCUGGGGCACUGUGUGUGACUUCAGCUGGGACUUGAAUGAUGCCCAUGUGGUGUGCAGACAAAUGGGCUGUGGUGAGGCCCUCAAUGCCGUGCACGAGGCACUCUUUGGGGAGGGAUCAGGGCCCAUCUGGCUGGAUGACCUGAAGUGCACAGGAAAGGAAUCCCAUGUAUGGAAAUGCCCUUCUCUAGGCUGGGGGCAACACCACUGCACACACAAGUUGGACGCAGGUGUCAUCUGCUCAGGAUUUGUGCAUUUGGAUGGAGGAGGUGGACCCUGCUCUGGGCGAGUGGAAGUGAAUUCUGGAGGAGGAUGGAUUCCAGUAUCUGAUGGGAAUUUCACCUUCCCCGUGGCCCAGGUCAUCUGUGCAGAGCUGGGGUGUGGAAAGGCUGCACGUGUCUUGGGGAACCUGCCCUUUAGAGAGGACAGUGAACAGGUCUGGGCUGAAGAGUUCCAGUGUAAAGGACAGGAGCCUGAGCUCUGGUUCUGCCCCAGAGUGCCCUGUCCUGGAGGAAGGUGUCCCCAGAGAGGGGCUGUGCAAGUUGUCUGCUCAGGAUAUACAGAUGUUCGGCUCAUGAAAAAUGGCAGCUCUCAGUGUGAGGGUCAAGUGGAGAUGAAGACCUCUGGAGGCUGGAGAACACUCUGUGCCUCCCACUGGAAUAUGGCCAAUGCCAAUGUUGUUUGCCGUCAGUUGGGCUGUGGAGUUGCCAUCUCCACCCCAAAGGGAGCAUACUUUGUGGAAGGAGAAGAUGAGAUCUGGAGAGACCGAUUUCACUGCUCAGGGUCUGAGUCCUUCUUGUGGAAUUGCCCUGUGACUGCCCUGGGUGUUCCUGCCUGUGCCCAUGGAAACACAGCCUCUGUGGUCUGCUCAGAGACUCCACAGCUCCGCCUGGUGGACGGGGGCAGUCGUUGUGCAGGCAGAGUGGAGAUUCUUCACCAGCAUUCCUGGGGUACUGUCUGUCACAAUAGCUGGGACCUGAAUGAUGCGAAUGUGGUGUGCAGACAAAUGAACUGUGGAGUGGCCUUCAAUGCCUUGCUCUAUGCACAAUUUGGAGAGGGAUCAGGGCCCAUCUGGCUGACAGACAUGGCUUGCACAGGGGAGGAGGACUCCUUAUGGAAUUGCCCUGCCCUGGUCUGGGAAAAGAACAACUGCGGGCACUCUAAAGAUGCAGGAGUCAUCUGCUCAGGAUUUGUGCAUUUGGUUGGAGGACAUGGACCUUGUUCUGGGCAAGUGGAAGUGAAUUCUGGAGGAGAGUGGAUUCCAGUAUCUGAUGGAAAUUUCACACUACCCACAGCCCAGGUCAUCUGUGCAGAGCUGGGGUGUGGCAAAGCUGCAUCUGUCCUGGGGAACCUGCCCUUUAGAGAGGACAGUGAACAGGUCUGGGCUGAAGAGUUCCAGUGUAAAGGACAUGAGCUUGAACUCUGGUUCUGCCCCAGAGUGCCCUGUCCUGAAGGAAGGUGUCCCCACAGAGGGACUGUGCAAGUUGUCUGCUCAGGAUAUACAGAUGUUCGGCUCAUGAAAAAUGGCAGCUCUCAGUGUGAGGGUCAAGUGGAGAUGAAGACCUCUGGAGGCUGGAGAACACUCUGUGCCUCCCACUGGAAUAUGGCCAAUGCCAAUGUUGUCUGCCGUCAACUGGGCUGUGGAGUCGCCAUCUCCACCCCAAAGGGAGCAUACUUUGUGGAAGGAGGAGAUGAGAUCUGGAGAGACCGAUUUCACUGCUCAGGGUCUGAGUCCUUCCUGUGGAAUUGUCCUGUGACUGCCCUGGGUGUUCCUGCUUGUGCCCAUGGAAACACAGCCUCUGUGGUCUGCUCAGGAAACCAGGCCCAGCUACUGCCCCAGUGCAAUGACUCCUGGUCUAACACAGCAGGCUCUGCAGCCUCAGAGGGCCACACUGCCAACUGCUCAGACAGCAGACAGCUCCGCCUGGUGGACGGGGGCAGUCCCUGUGCAGGGAGAGUGGAGAUCCUGCAGCAGGGCUCCUGGGGAUCCAUCUGUGAUGACAGCUGGGACCUGAAUGAUGCCCACGUGGUGUGCAGACAGCUGGGCUGUGGAGUGGCCCUGGAGGCCACCAUCUCUGCUCACUUUGGAGAGGGAUCAGGGCCUAUCUGGCUGGACAAGUUGAACUGCACAGGAGAGGAGACCCACGUGUGGCAGUGCCCUUCCCAGGGCUGGGGGCAGCACAACUGCAGUCACAAGAAGGAUGCUGGGGUCAUCUGCUCAGAGUUCCUGGCCCUCAGGCUGGUGAGCGAGGACCAGGAGUGUGCUGGGUGGCUGGAGGUUUUCUACAACAACACCUGGGGCAGUGUCUGCCACAGCCCCAUGGAAGCUGUGACCUUGUCCGUGAUCUGCAGACAGCUUGGCUGUGGGGACAGUGGGACUCUGAACUUCUUGGUUCCUCUCAGGAAAGGUUCUAGACCUUCCUGGGUGGAUGGAAUCCGCUGUCGGGAAACUGAUAUCUCUCUCUGGCAGUGUCCUUCUGACCCCUGGAAACACCAAUCUUGCUCUGCAAAGGAGGAAGCUCAUAUCACAUGUACAGGGACUCCACAAGUCCGCCUGGUGGAUGGGGGCAGUCGCUGUGCAGGCAGAGUGGAGAUCUUUCAGAAGAAUUCCUGGGGCACUAUCUGUGAUCAGGGUUGGGACCUGAAUGAUGCCCACGUGGUGUGCAGACAAAUGGGCUGUGGAGUGGCCCUUGAUGCCAUGGACUAUGCACAAUUUGGGGAGGGAUCAGGGCCCAUCUGGCUGGAUGAGCUGAAGUGCACAGGAGAGGAGGACCAAGUGUGGAAGUGCCCUACUGGGAGGCAGCACUACUGCUUGCAUGUGAGGGACGCAGGUGUCAUCUGCUCAGGAUUUGUGCGGUUGGAUGGAGGAGGUGGACCUUGCUCUGGACGAGUGGAAGUGAAUUCUGGAGGAGGAUGGAUUCCAGUACCUUAUGGGAAUUUCACAUUGCCCACUGCCCAGGUCAUCUGUGCAGAGCUGGGGUGUGGCAAGGCAGCAUCUUUUCUCUUGGACCUGCCCCUCAGAGAGGCCAGUGAACAGGUCUGGGCUGAAGAGUUCCAGUGUAAGGGGUGGGAGCCUGAGCUCUGGUUCUGCCCCAGAGUGCCCUGUCCUGCAGGCAGCUGCCAACACAGAGGGGCUGUGCAAGUUGUCUGCUCAGAGUACACAGAAGUCAGGCUCAUGAAAAAUGGCAGCUCUCAGUGUGAGGGCCAAGUGGAGAUGAAGACCUCUGGAGGCUGGAGAACACUCUGUGCCUCCCACUGGAAUAUGGCCAAUGCCAAUGUUGUUUGCCGUCAUUUGGGCUGUGGAGUUGCCAUCUCCACCCCAAAGGGAGCAUACUUUGUGGAAGGAGGAGAUGAGAUCUGGAGAGACCAAUUCCACUGCUCAGGGUCUGAGUCCUUCUUGUGGAAUUGUCCUGAGACUGCCCUGGGUGUUCCUGCCUGUGCCCAUGGAAACACAGCCUCUGUGGUCUGCUCAGGUAACCAGACCCAGCUGCUGCCCCAGUGCAAUGACUCCUGGUCUGACCCAGCAGGCUCCACAGCCUCAGAGGGCCACACUGCCAACUGCUCAGACAGCAGACAACUCCGCCUGGUGGACGGGGGCAGUCCCUGUGCAGGGAGAGUGGAGAUCCUGCAGCAGGGCUCCUGGGGCUCCAUCUGUGAUGACAGCUGGGACCUGAGUGAUGCCCAUGUGGUGUGCAGACAGCUGGGCUGUGGAGUGGCCCUGGAGGCCACCAUCUCUGCUCACUUUGAAGAGGGAUCAGGGCCCAUCUGGCUGGAUGAGCUGAACUGCACAGGAGAGGAGGCCUAUGUGUGGCAGUGCCCUUCCCAGGGCUGGGGGCAGCACAACUGCAGGCACAAGGAGGAUGCGGGGGUCAUCUGCUCAGAGUUCCUGGCCCUCCGGUUGGUGAGCGAGGACCAGGAGUGUGCUGGGUGGCUGGAGGUUUUCUACAACAACACAUGGGGCAGUGUCUGCCACAGCCCCAUGGAAGCUGUGACCUUGUCCGUGAUCUGCAGACAGCUUGGCUGUGGGAACAGUGGGAUUCUCAACUCUUCUGUUCCUCUCAGAGAAGGUUCUAGACCCCGUUGGGUAGAUGGAAUCCAGUGUAGGAAAACGGACACCUCUCUCUGGCAGUGUCCUUCUGACCCCUGGAAACAAAGAUCUUGCUCUGCAAAGGAGGAAGCUUACAUCAUGUGUUCAGGAAACAGACCCAAGAGCUGUCCAGCCACUGCACCCUGCACAGACAAAGAGAAGCUCCAACUCAGGGGAGGAGACAGCGAGUGCUCAGGGCGAGUGGAGGUUUGGUAUGAAGGUGCCUGGGGCACUGUGUGUGAUGACUCCUGGAGCCUGGCAGAGGCUGAGGUGGUGUGUCAGCAGCUGGGCUGUGGCUCUGCCCUGGAAGCCCCAGGAGAAGCUGCAUUUGGCCCUGGAAAUGGAAGCAUCUGGCUGGAUGAGUUGCAGUGCAGGGGCAGGGAGCCCUCCCUGUGGGCCUGUGCUGCAGCACCCUGGGGACAGAGUGACUGCAAGCAUGAGGAGGACGCUGGUGUGAGGUGCUCUGGUAAAAGGACACGAAUUCACCCCACUCCUAGAAAUAAGUGGUUCUUUUACUCUGAAUCAGGCACCAGUUCAGCCUCAGCCCCUGUCCCUGGCAUCUUCUCCUUACCUGGGAUCCUCUGCAUGAUCCUGGGAGCCCUUCUGUUUCUGGUCCUAAUCAUCCUGGGAACUCAGCUGCUCAGAUGGAGAGCAAAGCACCAAGCCUUAUCCACUUUUGAAGCUGCUGUUGAUGAAGUCCUGUACCAGGAGAUAGAUCACUCAAUAAAUCCAGAAAAUGAGAGCCUGCUAAACAGCCCAGGAACCAUGUCUAAUGGCUCAGCAACUGAGCUACCCUAUAACCCAGGGGACAGUGAGGAGAAUGGAGACCCCGAAUCUGCCCCAGAACCUGCAGGGCAGCAUGCAGAUGCCACCAGUAAUAGUUAUGAUGAUGUUGAAGAGUUACCUGUUUCUGAAAUUCCUUCUUCCUCUGGAAUGAAGGAGAAAACUUUUUUCCCAGAAGAGGGAGGUGGUGCCAGGUAUUCUCAGACAGGCACCUCUCCUCAGUCUCUCAGAGAAGCUGAUAAUUCUAACACAGAAGAGACAGCAUCCUCAUUGGUCCUGAGACAAGAUGACCCUGGAUAUGAUGAUGUUGAGCCUAACACCACGUAGUGCUAUUUUUUAGAGCAACCAAGUCUGCAGAGAACUCUUUAUAUUAUUUCUCCUUAAUAAAAGAGAAUUCUGUCUUCAUUUCAGCAAUGUUUUACAUGUAUCCCUUAUACAUAAUAAAUACUCUGAGCCUCAAA